This is a messenger RNA of Cucurbita pepo subsp. pepo (vegetable marrow), 1455 nucleotides long. Its product is annotated as 4-diphosphocytidyl-2-C-methyl-D-erythritol kinase, chloroplastic. Gene Ontology annotation, cellular component: chloroplast. Gene Ontology annotation, biological process: terpenoid biosynthetic process. Gene Ontology annotation, molecular function: ATP binding; 4-(cytidine 5'-diphospho)-2-C-methyl-D-erythritol kinase activity. The record is from RefSeq and is a predicted model, not a curated record. Lineage: Eukaryota; Viridiplantae; Streptophyta; Magnoliopsida; Cucurbitales; Cucurbitaceae.
AUUUGAUUGCUCACUCAAUUCCAAGAGUUCAUAAAAGGAAACCAACAAUGGAUGCCAAAAACCCUGAAUUCAGCGAUGGGAUCGGUAGCUGCUGGUGAAGAAUCAUGCUCUCAUCAAUGGCUUCCUGUAACAUCCCGUGCAGUUCAGGGUUCCAAUUUCGGUCCAUUUCCUUUAGAAGGAAUUUCGUCUUCAAUGGGCCACACGGUUCACUCGCUUUUGCCUCGGGGUUGAAGCACCAGAAGAAUCCACUCGUUCAAAGGGUCACUACAUGCAAUUCCGCCGCUUCCAAACAACAAUUUGAGAUAGUUUAUGAUCCUGAUGAACGGAUAAACAAGUUGGCUGAUGAAGUAGACCGGGAUGCUCCUCUUUCGAGGCUUACUUUGUUCUCACCUUGCAAGAUUAAUGUGUUCUUGAGAAUAACUGAGAAGAGGGAAGAUGGAUAUCAUGAUUUGGCCUCUCUUUUCCAUGUGAUAAGCUUAGGGGAUACGAUUAAGUUCUCAUUGUCGCCAUCAAAGAAGGACCGGCUUUCUACCAAUGUAUCGGGAGUACCCCUCGAUGACAGAAAUUUGAUUAUCAAAGCUCUUAACCUCUACAGGAAGAAGACUGGUAGUGACAAGUUUUUCUGGAUCCAUCUCGACAAGAAGGUACCGACUGGAGCGGGGCUUGGUGGAGGAAGCAGUAAUGCUGCCACAGCGCUGUGGGCGGCCAAUCAGUUCAGUGGAUGUAUUGCUACUGAAAAGGACCUUCAAGAAUGGUCGAGCGAGAUAGGUUCUGAUAUUCCCUUCUUUUUCUCGGAAGGGGCGGCGUUUUGUACCGGGAGAGGCGAGGUUGUACAGAAUCUUCCACCUCCAGUACCCUUGGACAUUCCAAUGGUUCUCAUAAAGCCCCAGGAAGCAUGCUCUACAGCAGAAGUUUAUAAGCGCUUACGAUUGGAUCAAACAAGCAAGGUCGAUCCUUUGUCGUUGUUGGAUAAAAUUACCAAGAACGGAAUAUCCCAAGAUGUGUGUAUCAACGAUUUGGAACCUCCUGCUUUCGAGGUCCUCCCGUCUCUUAAAAGAUUGAAACAGCGUAUAAUUUCUUCCAGCCGUGGUGAAUUCGACGCUGUGUUCAUGUCCGGGAGUGGUAGCACAAUAGUAGGAAUUGGGUCCCCAGAUCCUCCAGGCUUCAUAUAUAACGACGAUGAAUUUCAGGACGUAUUUUUGGCAGAGGCAAACUUUCUCACCCGUGAAGCAAAUCAAUGGUAUCGAGAACCUGCAUCGGCAUCAGCUCGUAGUCCGCCUUCCGAGCAUCCUGAAUUGGCUAGAUAGCUUGCUCAUUGAAUGAAAUAGAGGUUCAGCUUAUGUUCCUUGAUCUAGUGAGGAUUCUUGUAUGACAGUUAAACUACAUCCUCCAUUGAUAAACUUGGGAAGUGAUCUUGAGCUCUUUUUCUAUGCCAAAAGAGAGUUAUUUAAGAAA